This is a messenger RNA of Symbiodinium necroappetens, 834 nucleotides long. Lineage: Eukaryota; Dinophyceae; Suessiales; Symbiodiniaceae. The record is from the annotation of a GenBank genome assembly.
AUGAUUUUUCUGAGGGUGUGGUGUGCGCUACAGCUGCUGGAUGCCUUCGCUGCGGGCGAUUCUCCGAGCUCCAUUAAGGUGUGCACUGCGGGUGACUACCCACCCCUCACACACUUCAGCAAGAAAGGUGGUUUCGAGGGCCUGGCACCGGAGGUGCUGCAACACUUUGCAGCAUCUCACAACUACACCAUCAACUUUGUGCUCACUCCAUGGGCAGAUCUGGCUGCCUUCCUCAAGACGAAGUGUUUGCUUGCUGCAGGAGGCAUUACGUGGACUCGCGACCGUGCUGAGGAGUUUCUCGUCUCCGCACCGCUGGAAGCUGACAGGAAAGUUCCCCUCUUUGCUUCUCGAAAUGCGCAUCACUUCAACCGUUUUAAGGACAUAAAUCAGGAAGGUAUCAGCAUCAUCGAGAACCAUGGUGGCACGAAUGAGCGAUAUGCUCACAAGUUAUUCGAGAAAGGUUUUCUGACGAAGCCCAGUUUGAACAUCAUUCCCACCAACCAGGAGGCCUACGCAUGCUUGCGAGAGUGCAGAGCGCACCCGCUGGUCAUGUUUACCGAUGGCAUUGAGGCAGAAUUCCAUGCUGGACAGUCAGGUUCGAGUCUUUCAGACAAAGGUGUCCGCAUGGCUCUGCCAGACAUGCCGGCCUUCGACAGCCACAAGGUUUACUUGGCAAGAAACAACUCUGCAGGUUCUGCGAUACUUCAAGAACUGAAUCAGUUUCUUCUUGAGAUCAAGCGGGACGGUCGGUACGAGCUCUGGAAGAGGAAGGCUUUCUCCAGCAAGUUUCCAUCUCCUCCGGUAUCUUGCCCCCUGAACCUGGGCUCUUGUUGA